Messenger RNA from Penicillium hordei, 609 nucleotides. RefSeq lists its product as uncharacterized. NCBI's taxonomy places the organism in Eukaryota, Fungi, Ascomycota, Eurotiomycetes, Eurotiales, Aspergillaceae. The record is from RefSeq and is a predicted model, not a curated record. Bases 1 to 609 code for a protein of 202 amino acids. The transcript is spliced from 2 exons.
AUGACGUUCCGCGAGAAGGUCAAGCGGGUGUUCCGCUCCUCCAAAAAUAAUGGAAAGCCCAAGGUCGAAUAUUAUAGACGACACGAGUGUCCCCCUUCGAAAUUUCGUGGUCCUUUCGACCGCGCCCACCAAAAGAGCCUAGCCGCUUGGUCCUUCGAAGGUGCAAUGGUCGAACGAACUCGUUCAUUUGAAAUCUCCGUCUCACCCUUUGCCACGUAUGAGGGUUCCGGCGGUUAUACCGGCCCAUCCGAUUCUGAUAACUCGGUGUCUCCGGAGGAUGAUGUCGAUCCAGCCUCCUCCCAUUCAGAGGCCCCUGCUGAAUCAUCGCCACGCGGCCCCGACUCCGGCUCUCAGUCCUCCACCGUCGUCGACCCCUCCAGCUAUAAUGGCUCAAUGAUGACCCUGAUAAACGAGGGCUCUAUCUACGAGAUCCCAGAGGAUUCAAAGGACCCCAAGUUCUUCCUCAAGGAGUCCAUCCGCUACUCUUCACCCCUCGUCCACGCCAUCUCGCCCGCGAUAACCCCGUGCGUUAUGUCCGCCCGAAAGGAUCUCCCUUUCGCCCCCGAGGAUCUCGCCCGCGCCUUGAUCGCCGUCCAGGUCUGCGCUUGA